Molecule: messenger RNA, 1599 nt
Organism: Dreissena polymorpha
Lineage: Eukaryota; Metazoa; Mollusca; Bivalvia; Myida; Dreissenidae
Product: acetylcholine receptor subunit alpha-1-A-like
Exons: 7
Coding region: 1-1599 (532 amino acids)
Biological process (GO): signal transduction; chemical synaptic transmission; regulation of membrane potential
Cellular component (GO): neuron projection; membrane; synapse
Molecular function (GO): extracellular ligand-gated monoatomic ion channel activity; neurotransmitter receptor activity; transmembrane signaling receptor activity
Source: RefSeq, a predicted model, not a curated record
AUGCCGAGCUCGUUGAUUGCGCUGCUCGUUUUGAUUGGUCAUACCCAUCAUGUGGUCACACAGUCUGGCAAGGAUGCAACAGAUCUUAACGAGCAGUUGUUUCGGAAUGACUCAUACAACAAAAAGAUUCGUCCUAUCGACAAUCAAUCCCAUGCCAUAGAUGUUUAUGUAAAUCUUUACCUGCUGGCAAUAAACGACAUAAGCGAGACAGACCACCUUAUCACAACCACAGCGUUCCUGUCCGUUAGCUGGAAUGACUCGUUUCUGAAAUGGGAACCGAACGAAUUUGGGGGAAUCAAGUUCUAUCAUUGGCCACAGAAUGACGUUUGGAAACCGGACAUCGCGCUCCACAACUCACAUCUGGAUUACAAAGGGCUUGGUGAAGAGACACUGAACGUUCUGAAUAUACAUACAGGCGCGAUUUACUGGCAUCCAUUUCAGGUGUUUCGAUCCUCGUGUUCAAUGGAUAUCUUCUACUUCCCAUUCGACUACCAGACAUGCUUCCUUAGAUUCCAGGCAUGGAGUUAUUCAAGACGACAGGUGAAUAUUGAUAGUGGCUACAAAAAUUCCAAAGGGUUCUAUCUCGACUACUACAAAACCAACUCCGAGUGGGACAUCGACAACACUAGUUGGCACAUCUAUCGAGACAAACAAGACGCGGCAAUAAACUUCAAAAUAACUCUGAAAAGAAAACCUAUGUAUUUCAUGAUGUCAAUACUAUUGCCAAUAUGUAUGCUAUCUAUUUUGAACAUCUGCGUGUUCGUUAUACCUGUCAACUCUGGAGAAAAGGCGAGCUAUGCUGUCACAGUCUUCUUAUCCUUUGCCGUGUUUUUGACAAUAAUUUCGGACACCUUUCCAAAAAACUCCGAAUCAAUCCCCUUAUUCACGACUUUUCUCGUCAUGCAAACAACGGUUAGCGCAAUCACAACUAUACUUGCUCUCGUCUUAUCUCGAUUGGAAAGCUUUGGAGAUGCAAAAGUUCCAGGACUUCUUGUAAAGCUAAUGAAAAUGAGGAGUUGUCGCCCACGUCGAUCACGUGGUAACAGGACCAGUUGUCGCCCAUGUCUAUCGCGUGGUAACAAGAGCAAAGUUCAUGUGAUCGAACCAACGGAGGACGCAGAAAAUUCAACGGACUCUCUUAAGAAUGACCAUACUGUAAAAGUUGAAUGGAAAGAUGCUGUAAACUUUUUAGACUUCGUGUUUUUUGUACUAUUCUCGGUUAUGUUAAUUGUUUCGAUUAUCACGUUCUUGUACUUUGCCGCUUCAAAAGGUAAGGUGUAUAACGAAGAAUUCAACUACACAAGCAAUGGUCAGUACGAGCAACAUGAUAACAGCGGACAUGGCAGUGGAAAUGACGGUGGACUUGACAGCGGACAAGACAGUGGACAUGGUAGCGGACAUGAUGAUGGUGGUCCACGGUUAAAGUCCUGUGCGGAUGGUGUACGGACAGUUUAUGGAAAGUUUACCAAAAGGCCAUCGGGAUCAGAGAGGGAGAAGUGUAUCAUGAACAAACUGUCUUUCCUGUCCAAGCAUAUCUACAGGGUGCCUAGUCGUAGUGGAAUCGAUCUGAUGGCCAAAUUUCGUGAGCGACAUCCAUAG